AUGAAAUUGACAUUUUAUAUGAAUAUUUAUUUACACAUUUAACUCAUUAAGAGUUCAAUUAUUAUAAGACAGUAAUUUUAGUUAGGAUUUAAAAGAACAUUUUUUAUUUAUAAAACAAAACGAAGAAACAAAAUGGUUGAAGCUACAACAAAAGUAGAUUCAGAUACCGAUUUGGAAUGGAUUCAAGUAAAGAAAACCUUUGGGGAAAUUGGAGAGCUCCCUGAAACAACGAAGGAGAAGAUGAUUCGCAAAAUGAAAGAAAAUCCUCUUGUGCCUAUAGGUUGUUUAGCAACAGCGGGAGCAUUAACUUUUGGUUUAUAUAGCUUCCGGAAGGGUGAUCGGCGAAUGUCGCAGGUAAUGAUGAGAACGCGCAUAUUAGCACAAGGGUUUACUGUUUUGGCUCUUAUUGGGGGAGUGGCGUUUUCCUAUUCAAAAAAAUAAAAUAAUUUAUCAUUGUUAGUUAGUUUUAUAGAAUUAAAUAAAUAAGAUUAUUAAAAA
Molecule: messenger RNA, 498 nt
Organism: Condylostylus longicornis
Lineage: Eukaryota; Metazoa; Arthropoda; Insecta; Diptera; Dolichopodidae
Product: HIG1 domain family member 2A, mitochondrial
Exons: 3
Coding region: 133-441 (102 amino acids)
Biological process (GO): mitochondrial respirasome assembly
Cellular component (GO): mitochondrion
Source: RefSeq, a predicted model, not a curated record